This is a messenger RNA of Photinus pyralis (common eastern firefly), 2066 nucleotides long. RefSeq lists its product as uncharacterized. The record is from RefSeq and is a predicted model, not a curated record. NCBI's taxonomy places the organism in Eukaryota, Metazoa, Arthropoda, Insecta, Coleoptera, Lampyridae. The transcript is spliced from 3 exons. The coding region runs from base 1 to 1113 and encodes 370 amino acids.
AUGGAAGGAGACAAAAACGACCAACAGGAGAAAGGAACAAAACGGAAUGAAAACGAUGAGUAUCACGAAGAUGAUGUUCUGGAAUGUGGCCAAGAUGUACAAUUCUGGGAGUUUUGUUCCCAGGGUCGGGCCGCGUGGCAGGAGCGCCAAGGGGGAAGGCGCUGCUCGCUCUCCGAAGAGGCGCACCAACACCGCCUCAAACAGGUUGAAGCUCAUCAUCGAUGGAUGAAAAGGAAUAGAAUACACGAUUCUAGCUAUGGCGGCGAAUCCGAAGAGGACAUAUUCGCGAUCUACCACCAGAGUGCCGCGGCAAACGCUUUACUUUACGUCGGACUUGGAACUACCGCUAUUGGAAGUGUAGUUUUCUUUGUAGGUUCGGGUGAUAAAGGUUUCAAAACCUUGGAACUUCGUUUAAUUGGGCCUACGCUAGUCGCAUGCGGCCUAUUAUGUUGCCUAAUACGUAUUUUAUUAUGUGCGUGUCCGUCGACGUGUAUAAGAAGGAGGAAAAAGACGCGUCUUAAAAACGUUUGUCCGCAUAGUACAAGUAGAUUUCCAUUGCAAGAACGUGAGAAACACGCAACGGACUUUGUGGCCAUCGAUCCGACCACGUCGUUAAUAUCGAAGCACAAGAAGAGGGUGUCGAUCGCGCAACAGAAACCCAUACCCAGUACGAGUACCGCUGAAGACUUUCCCUCGCACUUAGUAAACGAAAACGAAGAUAGGGUCCAGUUCAAGCCCACGAUUCCUAUAAUUACCGUUCCGGAUUUCACGGAAUUUCACUCUGGGGGCGCAACAAAUUUACAUAGGGACGAAUCUAGUAUAGAGUUACAAAAUUUAGAAUUGGCCUACGAAUUAGAGAGUGUAUCUAGUAACGAUAGUGACAGUAUUGUUAUCGAAAACGAAACCAGUAGAGCACCAUCAAAGUUAACUCGAAGUCGUGUUCCCGUUCACGGCAAUAUUGUUGACACAUCGUGCGAUAAGGAGACAUCUUUAAGCGUAGUCGUCGAAAAAAGUGACCAUAGUGAAUGUGGCAAAAACGACAAAACUAUCAGCGAAAGUGAGAGACUAUCACAUAGUGGCAUUCUGUUAAGUCCAUUACAAUUAGAACAAUAAGACUUUGGAUAUUUAGGGUUUUGUUAAUCAAAGUUAAAAUUCAAACAAUGCGUGUCACUCGCGGCAUUCUUGCAAUAGGUAGAUAGUGCGAGAGUAGAUCUCGCCAUCGGUCACACAGCGUAGCAAAUAGUUCCUAUAAUUACAGGCAUAGUUUGAAUUUUCCCAUUUUUUUAAUAGUAAAUAAAUGGAAUUGAUUAUAAUGAAGUAACGCGCGUCAUCCAUGGAUGAUGUCUUGCGUUAUGGUAAUCCAAGGUGAUUUUACAAAUUUAGGUAAUGCUAAGAGGUGUAUAUUUAAAAUCUAGUGUGCCUAGUUAUUUUUUAUGAAUUAUUUGUAACUUUAUAAAGACCUGCUUCAUUAUCAUGAGAGUAACUACUUAGUGUUGCCAUUUUCUCACCUCAUAUCUUCGCGCCCUACAAACCGCACGGGGCGACACCCUUUAGUUCGACUGAAAACAAAAUCGAGGUACCUAAUUAUAAUGUAAAGGAGGAAUAAGGUGGCUUUGUAAUUUUCAAAAUACGAGUAUAAUUUUAAUUCGGUUUAGAUUUGACCAUAUCGGUGUGCAAAUGAAAAAUUCAUAAUUGUAUUUAAAAAUAGCUUUAACUCUUUUAUGACACUUUAGAGCACGUAAUUUGUUUCGAAUUAUGAAUCAAAGUGGAAUAACUCUAUUGUUUAUUUUAUUAAAUUUAAUACUAACAUAAUACGGCUUCUAUCACAAUUGCUGUCACACCAAUUAACAACUAAAGAACAAACUGCUGUACUGUAUUCUAUAUUGUAAACCUAAAUAGAGAUUGUAUAACCAUUUACAUGUAUAAAUAUUUAAGUCUUAUAUAAAAUAUUACGUUUUUCUUUAUUUUGUCGAAUUUUAUAAAAGACUUAAGAUAUUAGGAAAUAAACGAUGUUAGGAUGCUAUAUAAUUAUAAUGGGUACAUAUCGUUAUAAGACAAAAUAAAAC